Candidula unifasciata is the source of this 926-nucleotide messenger RNA. NCBI's taxonomy places the organism in Eukaryota, Metazoa, Mollusca, Gastropoda, Stylommatophora, Geomitridae. The record is from the annotation of a GenBank genome assembly.
AUGGCUGAAAAUAUAUCAGAUGAGAGGCACGAACUUCAGGAAGAUGACGAAAAGUUUCAGUCAAUUCUACAUGAAUUUGGUACUGAAUUUUGUUUAUCCGACGAAGAAGAAGCAGAAGACGAUGACCAUCUGUUGAUAGAUCUUGAUUAUGAGAAUGAAACAUCAGAGCCAGAGAAUGACGGUAUUGACGGCGACGCAGUCAGAUCAUUUAGUAAAUCUGAUUCCAUCACUCGGAGCUUUCAGGGCAGCGGCUCACAAAGCCGGAGCAAUACAGCUGCAGAUGAAGAAAGCGGAGAGGUUGUCCCAAGACCCAGCCUGGAACUCCCAUCACAGGUGGAUGUUGCUGAAUACAGAGCUGAUCCUUUGAAGACCUUACACUUGAACAGAGUACUCCAGGGUAUUCUGGAGGACCACAUCAAUGCCAUCAAAACUGGUUUGCAGGAAAACAAAGAAAAGCAGAGCAAGCUAGAAAUAGACACUACUACAGAUACUACUACAAAAGCAGAGAAGAAAGGCAUAUAUGCUGGAGUAUUUAGAGCACCUUUCUUCAGACAUGUACAUUCUUAUCCACCACCUAAUGAAGACAUGAUACUGAAAAAAGCCUCUGGUGACUAUGACAUUGUGACUCCCGACUCGGUGAGAGAUCUUCGCCGCUUCAAUAAAUCAGCAAAACUGUUGCUCAAAGACGCAGUAUAUGAGGAUUGUUUGAAACAGGCUUUGAAACCACUUGUCGCAAGAAUGGAGAUUGAGAUUCAGAAACGUGAUAAGUUGGUAGAUGAAUAUGAAAUCAUGUCCUCUAAACUGGAGACUGAAAAAAGCCACCUGAAUCAGUUUCUGAAAAGUGAUGACAGAAAGGACUGCGAGGAAAUGGUCGACGAAGUUCAAAAUACAAUACAAGAACUGAAGAACAAACUAGCAGAGAAAAG